Molecule: messenger RNA, 1544 nt
Organism: Diprion similis
Lineage: Eukaryota; Metazoa; Arthropoda; Insecta; Hymenoptera; Diprionidae
Gene: Rpt6
Product: 26S proteasome regulatory subunit 8
Exons: 6
Coding region: 183-1400 (405 amino acids)
Biological process (GO): proteasome-mediated ubiquitin-dependent protein catabolic process
Cellular component (GO): proteasome regulatory particle, base subcomplex
Molecular function (GO): ATP hydrolysis activity; ATP binding; proteasome-activating activity
Source: RefSeq, a predicted model, not a curated record
CCUAGGGAAUUCUUCAUCUACGGCAGUGACAAGCGGUUUCUCGCUCACUGCUCUUGCCGGAGAGCGCAUUGUCAAUACAAUAUUAUUCUCGACUGAUAUUCGCGAGCUACGCGGGGCCUCGAUUUGUCAAGUAUUAUUAGGAAUAAACACAGCCAAAAAUCGUAUCUCAAUACGAGCGCAAAAUGACGCUCACAAAUAAGAUGGAAAUCGACGAUAAAAAUAUUAAGGGCGAAGGCUUUAAGCCUUACUAUAUAACAAAAAUUGAAGAACUGCAAUUAGUCGUAGCUGAAAAAAGUCAAAACCUCCGACGUCUGCAGGCUCAGCGUAACGAGCUAAACGCAAAAGUUCGAAUGUUGCGUGAGGAAUUACAGCUUCUUCAAGAACAAGGCUCAUAUGUUGGAGAAGUUGUGAAGCCGAUGGACAAGAAGAAGGUAUUAGUCAAAGUCCAUCCAGAAGGAAAAUUUGUCGUGGAUUUAGACAAGAACAUAGAUAUAAAUGACGUGACACCAAACUCUCGUGUUGCCCUGCGAAAUGAAAGUUACACACUCCACAAAAUUUUACCUAACAAAGUUGAUCCGUUGGUUUCCCUUAUGAUGGUUGAAAAAGUUCCGGAUUCCACCUAUGAAAUGGUUGGCGGUCUUGACAAGCAAAUCAAGGAGAUCAAAGAGGUUAUUGAACUACCUGUCAAACAUCCGGAAUUAUUUGAUGCUCUGGGAAUCGCUCAGCCCAAAGGAGUGCUUCUUUACGGUCCACCAGGUACUGGAAAGACUCUAUUAGCUAGAGCAGUCGCUCAUCAUACAGAGUGCACAUUUAUUAGAGUCUCUGGUUCAGAACUGGUCCAGAAAUUCAUUGGUGAAGGUUCCCGAAUGGUUCGUGAACUUUUUGUGAUGGCUAGGGAACAUGCACCAUCCAUAAUUUUCAUGGAUGAAAUUGACUCCAUUGGUAGUUCACGAAUUGAGUCUGGAUCUGGCGGAGACAGUGAGGUCCAAAGAACAAUGUUGGAGCUUCUGAAUCAAUUGGAUGGAUUUGAAGCUACCAAAAAUAUAAAAGUUAUCAUGGCAACUAAUCGCAUUGACAUCUUGGAUCAAGCGCUACUGCGUCCUGGUCGUAUUGAUCGUAAAAUUGAAUUCCCCCCUCCAAAUGAAGAAGCUAGGCUUGAUAUUCUGAAAAUUCAUUCACGCAAAAUGAAUUUAACUCGUGGUAUAAAUCUAAGAAAAAUUGCAGAACUCAUGCCUGGUGCUUCCGGUGCAGAAGUGAAAGGUGUUUGUACUGAAGCUGGCAUGUAUGCUCUUCGAGAACGUCGUGUCCAUGUUACCCAAGAAGAUUUUGAAAUGGCUGUAGCUAAGGUAAUGCAAAAGGAUUCCGAGAAGAAUAUGUCCAUCAAGAAAUUGUGGAAGUAAAAGCUUUAAAACACUUGAUAAUCGUCAUUCAAUAAACUGAUGCUACAAGUGUACAACUCCUAUAUCUAAAAAAUGGAUAAAUUUUGAAAAAUCGCAUCUGUAUAGAAGUGUAAGUUUUAAAAUAAAAGUAUAUUCAACAUUUAA